ACCGGAAGCCGCGCGGGCUGCGUGCGCCUUUCGGCCGGGGAAGGUCCGCGCCGCGGCGAGGGUCGCGGUCCGCGAGCUGCGCGCGUCCGGGCCCAUGGGUCUCCAUGGCGACGGCGGGGGCCCGGCAGCCGGAGCGGGGCCGUGGCGCUCCGGGGGCCUCUGCGGCAGCGUGGCCGUGUUCGCCGCCGUGGCUGCCGUGUUCACCCUCACGCUGCCCCGCUCGCUGCCGGGGGGAGACUCGGGGGAACUGAUCACAGCCGCACAUGAGCUUGGAGUCGCCCAUCCCCCCGGCUAUCCGCUCUUCACACUGGUGGCUAACCUGGCAAUCACCCUCUUUCCUUUUGGCUCCGUCGCCUACCGCGUCAAUCUCCUCUGUGGCUUAUUCGGGGCGGUAGCGGCUUCGCUCCUCUUCUUCACCGUUUUCAGGCUUUCUGGCUCACGUGCCGGAGGAAUCCUUGCUGCGGGGGUGUUUUCGUUUUCUCGCCUAACAUGGCAGUGGUCCAUUGCAGCCGAGGUUUUUAGCUUAAACAAUCUGUUUGUGGGGCUGCUCAUGGCGCUUACCGUGCGUUUUGAGGAGGCAACAGCCGCAAAGGAGAGAUCAAAGAUAGCAGCCAUUGGAGCUUUCUCAUGUGGCCUCAGCUUGUGUAAUCAGCACACAAUAGUCCUCUAUGUUUUAUGCAUAAUACCCUGGAUUCUUUUCCGACUCCUGAAAGAGAAGGAACUCACCCUUAGCCUGCUGCUGAAGCUGGCCCUGGCCUUCUCUGCUGGCCUGCUGCCCUACGUCUACCUGCCAGUCUCAUCCUACCUCAGUCAUGCCCGCUGGACCUGGGGAGACCAGACGACACUGCGAGGGUUUCUAACACAUUUUCUCAGGGAAGAAUAUGGAACAUUCAGCCUGGCCAAGUCUGAAGUAGGAUCAAGCGCGUCUACAGUGCUGCUUUCACAGAUAAUAAAUAUGAAGACCGAACUUUCAUUCAAUAUCCAAGCUCUUGCCGUUUGGGCAAAUGUAUGUUUACCUAGAAAGGACAGACGGAAGUCGUCAGUAGUAUGGCUUUUCACUGGGAUGCUUUGCGUGUACUCGUUAUUCUUCACUUGGCGAGCAAAUUUAGAUAUUUCAAAACCACUUUUCAUGGGGGUGGUGGAGCGAUUCUGGAUGCAGAGCAAUGCGGUGGUGGCCGUUCUCGCUGGCCUUGGUUUGGCCACGCUUGUGUCUGAGACGAGCCGAGUGCUCAGCUGGAAUGGGGUUCGGAACCUGGAGUGGCUGUCAGCGGCCCUCUUCAUUGCUUAUCAAGUGUACUCAAACUACAGCAUUUGUGACCAAAGAACCAAUAAUGUGAUUGAUCAGUUUGCACGAAAUCUUCUGAACUCCAUGCCUCCCGAUGCUAUCAUCCUACUGAGAGGAGACCUUCCGGGGAACGCGCUCCGUUACUUGCAUUACUGCGAGGGGUUGAGGCCAGAUGUUUCCCUGGUGGACCAAGAAAUGAUGACCUAUGAGUGGUACUUACCCAAGGUGGCAAGGCAUUUGCCAGGAGUGCACUUUCCUGGGGACCGGUGGAACCCUGUGGAAGGAGUGUUACCGAGUGGAAUGGUCACAUUCAAUCUUUAUCACUUUCUUGAAAUGAAUAAACAAAAAGAAACAUUUGUUUGCAUAGGGAUCCAUGAAGGUGACCCAACCUGGAAAAAGGACUAUUCACUUUGGCCGUGGGGAUCUUGUGACAAGUUAGUGCCCUCAAAGAUUGUAUUCAACCCAGAGGAGUGGAUUGAGCAUACAAGAACCAUCUACAAUUGGACUGAGGAAUACGGAAGAUUUGAUCCAUCUUCUUGGGAAUCCGUGGCCAACGAGGAGAUGUGGCAAGCAAGGAUGAAGACUCCAUUUUUCAUCUUCAGCCUGGCAGAGUCUGCCGCAGUUCCUGCAGACGUGAAAGCACAACUGUACACUCACGCAUAUAAACUGAACCACUGGAAGAAACUUUAAUGCUUGCAGUUGUGGCUUAGCUGUGAAAGUGCUAAAAAACUAAAGCUAUCACACAGCUUGGGAAAUGAGACCAGGAUUCUCUGCCCUGGCGAAUCGCCCACCACCCAGAACCUCAAGUAUCCCAAAAGACAAGAAGGCCCCUUGACACAGCUGUACCAAGUCCUGAACCCCAAUAUGGGAAAUAUUGAAGAUUUUGAGGACCCAAAUCGUCUUACCAUGUCAUCCUUCAAGAUCAGCUUUGAAAGGAAGAAGCUAAAGUUAAAAGGACACUUUUAAAGCUCUUGAAUUAAAAAGAAAAAAAAAAGCAAAGAGGACGUAUUGCAAGUGUAUGCAGACAAAGCACUCGCACGUGAAAAUAAAUCUUUAGGAAAACAGCUGGAGGCCAACAUAUGGUAGCGUGACUCACUGGUGGAGAAGGCCUCCUCUCAGUGGUUCUGACUUAACUUGCUGAAUUCUAAGUCAGAGCGUUUUCAUUUUCUAUGACUGGUCUUGACACCACCGCGUACCUUUCAGCAAUCAGAGCAGGAAGCACUGACCUGUGCACUUAGCUGCCCUGGCCAGGACAGCCUCUCCGUAUGUAAGGUGGAGUGGCUGUCAACCUGUGGAUCAUAAAGCCAGCAUAAUAAGAACCAGCCAGCUUUUUCCUAACGAAAUAGAAGCUGAGCUGAGGUAGUAUUUUAUAAAACUCAGUUCACUUUGCAUAUAUGCACAUGGGUAUAUAUAACAUCAUACUAAACGUAGCUAUUAAUAUCUACAUCUGAGUGUAUGGAUUGAGUCGCAACAUAGAAUUUACCCCUUGCAGAACAUGGUAGUAUACAUCUGUAAUCUCAGUACUCAGAAGUAUAGGAAUCGUGAGUUUGAGGCUAGCCUUGGCUACAUAGCAAAUACACUGCCUUAAAAAUAAGAUAUCUAUUUCUUAUUAAGGGUCAUGGUAAACAUAAAUGUUUCAUAGACACCAGUUUUGGAAAACUUAAUGCCAGAAUGACCAGUAAGGGAUCCCUGAAUACAGACUUCCACAUCUUUUCUGUCCACAGAAGCCAGGAAUGGUGGGUCACACCUUAAUCGCAUCACUUGGGAGGAGACAGGAAGAUUAAUUACCAAGAGUGGAAGAACGGCCUGAGCUAUGUAGUUUCAGGUCAGCCUACACUAGUGUGAGAUCCUGUCUCAAACAAAACAAAACAAACAAACACAGAAAGGGGGUAGGUGUGUGCGAUCCUAGCACUGGAGAAGCAGAGUCAGGUGGAUGCCCGGGUCUGCCUGGCCCAGUCUAGUCAAACUGGGGAGCACCAGCUUCAGUAAGAAAUCCUGUCUCAAAAAAUAAGGUGAGAAUUAAUCAAGAAACACACCUCUAUCAACCUCUGGCCUACACACACACACACACACACACACACACACACACACACACGAGAGAGAGAGAGAGAGAGAGAGAGAGAGAGAGAGAGAGAGAGAGAGAGAGUAUGUAGACCAAUAUAUAAACUUCUUUCUGUAGUCCAACCUCCCAGCAUGUGAUUUCUUUUCCCUUUCUUCUUCUAGCAGGACCAGAUGUAUCCCUGGCUUUUCCUUGGAAAGUUCCCUGCUCUUUCUGGAUUCAGGGAUCUAUAUCCAAAUUAAAAGGGUUCUGUGUGAUAAGAGUCACUUCGAUCCAAGGACUUAUUGUCAUAAAUUAUGUUCCAGCUGACUCAGCAGCCAGGUGCUCUAUUUGAAAACAGUUGGGCUCCUUUUUCCAUUUCUUCGUCCUGCCUAAGUCAACUUCAACACACAACCUACUUGAGGAAGCCAUGUACCCUUGUGUUGGUCAUUCAGUUGGAGUUUGACUUUGCCCACAGUAGCUGAAAACACAUGUGCUAGUAUUUAUGACUUCUGAUUGGUUCAGCCACUUUAUUUAAAAUGUAAGGACACUGAGUUAGAGAAUGACUCAGUGGAUAAAGUGCUUGUUGCACAAGAUUAGCCUGGGUUCAAUUCCGAGAAUCUAGGAAAAUGUAGAAAGAGAGACCUGACUCUCUCCACACAUAUCAUGGCAUGUAUGUGCUCUCUCUCUCUCUCUCUCUCUCUCUCUCUCUCUCCCUCUCUCUCUCACACACACACACAUGCAUACACACAUUGUACACAUACAUAAUAAUAAAAUAUUAAAAUAAUACAUAUCUAGCUUUUAAUCAUUUUUAGACAUUAACAUUUUAUGUGUAUGAGUGUUUUGCCUGCAUGUAUGUAUAUAUGUGUACCGUGUGUGUGUGUGUGUGUGUGUGUGUGUGUGUGUGUGUGGUACCUAAGGAAGUCAGAAGAAUGUACCAGUACUGGGAACCAAACCCCAGGUCCUCUGCUAGAGAACAUCAAGUGCUGUUAAUUAAUGAACCAUCUAGCUUUCAGUUCCAUCCUGGUGAGUGUUACUUCCAAAUCUGGCUGAGUUUUAUAUAUGGUUUGUAAAAAAUAUAGUAGUAAAUUCUAUUGUAACAAUAGUCUUGGUGACGUUAGCCAUCAGUUGAAUUGCUUCAGCGGCCACAUCAGUUUUUUAUUGACUCAGAAUUGAAAGUAAUUUGGCUUUUCAUCUUUGGGAGGCAAGUAAAUUUGGUGCCUCGCAUGAAAUUAAGACUCCCGUCUAUAACCAUGCAAACUGUACUGUGUGCUUCCUGUGUAUUUGAUAAAGACAUAGAGCUAGCCUGCUUCACAGGGCCAGCAUUUAAUACCACAGUGUUCUUAUUCUCGCUUGUUCUCUCACGAACAAAUCAGUACUUGCUUUAAAGGGCCCAGUUCUGUUGAACAUUGCUAGUUAAUUGGCACCAAGGAAAGAUAUGAACUUAUCCAAGAACAAAUUCAAACAGCUUUACUUCAAGGCAGUCUCCUAACAUCCCACAGAAUUAGUGCUGAACAGCUCUAUGAAUCCUGUGAGACUGUAUUUUCUUUUUCUUUUUUUUUUCUUUUCUUUUUUUCGGAGCUGGGGACCGAACCCAGGGCCUUGUGCUUCCUAGGUAAGCGCUCUACCACUGAGCUAAAUCCCCAACCCCUGAGACUGUAUUUUCUUAAAACAGUGCAUUGCUCUGAGAAAAACCUCCCAAAACACCCUCACCGCUCUCCUAACAUCCCCCAGCCAGACAGUAUUUCCUGCAGGCAUUCACUGUGAGGACUUUGGGAGAGGUGACGUUGCAAGGUCCUCCUGUAUACUGCGUGAAGAAGCACAUGAAAUAGCCUGUCCCCAAUGCUCAUGUUGCCUCCUUUGGAGCCAAGAACAGGAAUCUAAUCCUUCCCAGCUCUCCUAGCCACAGUCUCAGGAGGCAGACUGUUCUAGAGAGCACAAACCUUUUCUGGAACUGCUCUAGAAGCAACACAUCAUGCAGCGGUUAGAGCUAGGCUCCCGGUGCCCCACUUAGCAGCAGGAUUUUUUGAGUCCUGCAUCUUUGGCUUGGUUUGGUUUGGUUUUUUGAGGCAGUUUAUCUGUGUAGCCCUGGCUGUCCUGGAACUCACUUCAUAGACCAGGUUGGUCUUGAACUCAGAGAUUGGCCUGCCUCUGCCUCCUGAGUGCUGGGAUUCAUCACCCCUGCCCGGGAAGCUCUGCAUGUCUUAAUUCUAUUCUCUGUGAAACGGGGCUGGAGUAGACUCCACGGUGGGACUGUAAGGAUCAAUAAGUUUUGCAUUCUGUUCGACAGCUGCUCAAAGAGUUGGCAGCUGUGUUGGCUACCAAUAAAAAUGGUUAUUUGCUUUAUGUCCCUUGAGUCUUCAGAGCCUCCUUGUGGCCAGGCAUGAUGGUGAGUUGGAGGGCUAUCACCUCAUCUUAGGGAAAAAAAAUAAAGGGGAAGAGGGGCAGGCCUUCUGGUACUUUACUUCUCACGUGCUUUAAAUGUGCCCACUAAAUACAUACCCUGAAAUUUGUACAUUC
Messenger RNA from Rattus norvegicus (Norway rat), 5843 nucleotides. It is a transcript of the gene Tmem260, whose product is annotated as transmembrane protein 260. Gene Ontology annotation, biological process: protein O-linked glycosylation via mannose. Lineage: Eukaryota; Metazoa; Chordata; Mammalia; Rodentia; Muridae. The record is from RefSeq and is a predicted model, not a curated record.